Condylostylus longicornis is the source of this 5714-nucleotide messenger RNA. RefSeq lists its product as uncharacterized. Gene Ontology annotation, molecular function: protein binding. The record is from RefSeq and is a predicted model, not a curated record. Bases 862 to 2547 code for a protein of 561 amino acids. Gene Ontology annotation, biological process: regulation of DNA-templated transcription. NCBI's taxonomy places the organism in Eukaryota, Metazoa, Arthropoda, Insecta, Diptera, Dolichopodidae. The transcript has a single exon.
UUAUAUGUUAUGUGAAAGUACAGAGCAAUCGCAACUUGUUUUUCGCUUAAGUCUUUCAUUUUUUAUUGGUGUUGUGUGGAUUUUGAUUGCUUUUUGUUCGUUUUUUAUUAUUUCAUUUUGUGUAUCAACGGUGGUGGUGGAAGUGGAAACGGUUAUUGCCAAUCCCCAUUAUAAUUUUGAAACUAAAAGUGAAAUCAAAUAGCAUUGGAUACAGCUGAAAAAUUUUUAUAAUUUUUAAAUUAUUUUUUUUUUGUUUUUUUUUUUUAAUAAUUUUAAAAUUAUUCAAAAUAUUUAAAAAAAAUAACAUAAAAUAGAAAAUAUAUAAUUUUUAAUAAAAAUAUUUUUAAAAACGUCCAAUAUAUUUUAAAAUAUACAAAAAAAUAGUUUAAAUAUUAAAAUAUUACUGUUAUUUUUUAUAUAAUACACGUUAAAAAAUAUAAAAAAAUAAAAAAGAAGCAAAAUUGGAUAAUACGAAAUACCACAUAAUUUUAGUGAAUUGGUUAAGACGCCAGUAAAAAUUUAUGUAUUCAAACCAUAUUCGAAAUUAAAGUUGGUAAUAAAAAAAAACCUUCAACGUAUACAAAAAUGAAAAAAUAAUAAGCAUAUAUGUAAAUGUGUAGAUUUGUGAAUACUUAUAACGAAUGUGAAUAAAUAUUAAAUCUAUUUGUGACAAAAUAACAAAAAAAAAAAGAAUACAUAAUUUAUAUGUACGUAUAUACAUACGCAUAUACAUACAGCUAUAUAGUGUCAAUAUUUUCUGAAACAUUUGAAAAAACACAAAAAGUUUACCUAAAAUCUUAUAAAAAAUUUUGCAUUUACAUAUAGGUCCACUUUUUUAGUGUAUUAAAAUUAUUACCGAAUAUGGUUUCUAGACGUAAAAUUUUAUCUCGAUCUAAAGAUGAUCUAAAUUUAGAUCCAGUUAGCAUUACUGGACAACCAGAAGAUGAAGAAGAUGUGUGGUAUCAUAAAGAAAAAUUAUUCAAAGAGCAUAUUCAAGAAGUGCUUGAGAAAUGGUCCCAAAUUGAUGAUGAAAUAUGGGCUAAAGUGAUUGUAUUUGAAAAAAAUCGUCGUUUAGCUAAAGCAUAUGUUCGUGCUCCUGUGUUAACGGUUAACGGGUCUGACGAUGGCUUCGAUGGUAUGCGUAUCGGUUUGUGCGGUUUCGAUAAUCCAAAUCGCGACUCAAAAACCGAGGAAUUAAAACGUCAUAUUGAACGCGGUGUUAAAAUUAAAAUGGAUGAUGCUGGUAAUAUUUUAAUUAGACGUUAUGCGCGCAGCAAUGUUUAUGUCAAAAGUACUGCAUUAGGACCAAAUGAAGAAACAUCAAUUGGAGCUGAUGUUGUUAGUUUACCAAAUCAAGCAUUAGAAAUUGAUAAAAUAGUUAAACUAUUCGAUAUGAAAAAAUUUCAAUCAAAUGUUAAUCGUGAAUUAAGACGUGCAUAUCCAGAUCGUAGACGUUUAGAAACACAAUGCUUAUCAGUUGUUACAUUUGUACGUUCAGAAAAUGAAAUAUUAGAAUGCCCAAUAUGGAUAUUAGUUAUAAAUGUUGUUGCCAUGGAUAUGUUAAAAACUAAAUUGCCAACGGUGCAACGUCCAUUUUUAGAUAUUAAAAAUCGACCAAAAAUACCUAUUCCUGAUGAAGAUCCAUAUAGUAUAGCUGGUAAUGGUAGUAACUCUUUGAAUAUCAGCAAUAAUAAUAGAUUUAUUAGUUUAAAUGGUAAUAAUGGACAUGUUGCCGCUGCUAAAGAACAGUUAUUAUUGCAAAGCCAACAGGAUGCCCGCAAACGUAGUGAAAAACCCCCAAAAUUACCACCACGUGAUAAUAUAUACCCACAUGAAAUACCAAAACCAGAUUACGAUGAUUUGUCGCCAUCAUCAAUUGUAUCAAGUGUUAAUAAUGGCAUACCGUUGCCUUCAUUGACACCUUCAUCAACAACAACAACAACAACAUCAUCAUCUUCAUCCUCAUUAAUACAUCACCAUCCCCCCAAUAGUAAUGACAAAAAAGCCAAAGAUAAAAACGACAAAAAUAAAGACAAAAAAGAUAGGAAAUAUGAUGAUCCAUAUUAUUGUGGUUUAAGAGCACGUGUUCCAAAUUUUGUAAAAAUGGCGAAACCAUUUCGGAAUAAUCCAUCAAAUAGUGGCGGUAGCAACAAUGUUAGUGACAAAGAAAAAUUAUUAGAUCAACAAUCACUAUUAUCUGCUAAACAGCAACAUUUACAGCAACAACAACAUAUAAUAUCAAAAAGAACAUCUGUUAGUCAUAUACCGACUGGUUCAUCAUUUAACCCAUUAAAAUUACAUCAUUCACAUUCACAUCCACAUCAUAUGGCUGCAAGUCAUUAUCAUUUGUACCAACAACAUCAACAGCAACAUCAAUUGCAUCAACAUCAACAACAAAUGAUGUGGCGUACAAAAAGUUUUGAAAGUGGAAUCGAUUCUGAUUUUCAUGAGUCCCCUUAUACUCAUUUAUAUGGUGGACGUGUGCCAUUACCAACAAGAGGAUAUAUACCGACUCCACGUAAUAUGUAUAUUGGUGAAUGGGACUAGAUUUUAUUUUAGUGUUUUCUUCUAUUGAUACACACAUUGUACUUUUUAUUUCAUUUAUAUUUAAUAACAAUUUUUAUAUUUUUUAGAUUGAAAUAGAAAACAAAAUAAUCAAUUUUCGGCUGUAAAAAAUUUAGAAAAAAAAUUACUAUAUUUUUGCCCAAUAUUAUAAAUUUUAUAUAUAGAAACCUUUUAUAAAUUUAUUUAAAAACAAAAAAAUUUAAAUAUUAAAAGUAGUUUAGAAAAAAAAUUAAUAUAUAUUGUUAUUAAUGGAUUUUUAUUCAAAAAAAUUUAAAAAAGAGAAUACAAAUUUGAUAAAGAGGUUUUUAAAAAAAAGUUUGCUUACAACUACAUAUGCAUGUACAUAAAUUGUGAUACUAUAUAUAACUUUAAAUAAAAAAAAAUUCUUGUUACGAAUUCAAAUAAUUGUAAGUUAUUAUUGACUUUCAAAUCACGUUUAAAUGUGGAAAAUAUAAUAAAAACCAAUUUCUUCUUCAGAAUUUGUUUUAACGGAGUUGAAUUGAAUAUUAUUAUUUAACCAAGGGUGCGUUCAACUUUCAGUUUGACUUAAAGAAUGAAUCAAAAUACACGCUUAAUGUUUCUUAUGAUUUAAUAACUUUCAUGUGUUUAAAUGAUAUCAUUUUCUGUAAAGAACCUACUUAGUAAAUACUAUUGAAAACUAACUUGUUUUAACAUAGCUUUUUUUUAAUUUUUCUAGUUCGUACAUAUAUUCAAAUGAUGUCACUUUGACUGAGUGAAAAUAGAAAAAAAUUAAUGUUCUUUUCAUAAUCAAUUGAAUAUUUUGAAUAGAGUAACAAACAACAUCUAUUUAUGCUGUUCUAUAUUUUGAAAUGAAAAUGUAUCAUACAUUUCUUACACCAUAGCUCAUAAUUAAAUUUUUUAAUAAAAAUUUUAUCAUAGUUUGAUUAAUAUAUCAUUUCUUUCAGAAAUGUUUGCGCAUUCUUGAGGCUAAAAAAAUUAAGUUUUUCAAUAAACACAAUAGAAGAAAAUAGUUUUUUUUGUAGGUUUUGUUUUUUGAAUAAAAAUCCAUUGAAAUUAAAUAAUUUUUUAUUCCUUUAGCCAUUUUUUUAGCUAAUGUAAGUUUGCAGAGAGAGAGAGAAUACAGGUAUACUAUACAAUAUGUACACUAUACAAUAUCGACUUGAUAAAAUUAUAUUAUGGAAUUUUAACAUAUUACUUUAACGUGAAAAAUAGCAAUAAAAGUAAUAAAUUUAAAACGUAUAAAAAGAAAGCACAAUAGUCAUAUCAAAUUAUAGUAAAAAUUGUUAUUUUCUUUAAUUGAAUUGUAAUAACAAUAUAUGUAUAUAUGAAGGUAUAAUUUUUAAGAAAAUUUAAUAACACAAUAGAGAAAAAACAAAUACUGUUUUUUCGAUCAUAGUUUUGUUAAAAAACUUUAUUGCAUAUGGCAAAUUAAGUCUUGAAAAUAAAAAAUAUAAUAUUACUAUAUUUGUAUACAUGUUAAUUUACAUAAACGCUAUAAUAUGUAUGCAUGAAUGUGUAGUUACACAUUCAUAUGUUCAUAUGUAUUAUAAUUACAUUAAUUUUUAUGUCAAUAAAUAGGAAGUUGAUAAAGAAAUAACAGGAAUUUUUUAAUUUAACGGGCUUUUUUAUUUUAUUCACAGCAAUUUAAUUUAUUGAUUUAAAAACUUCUGAUAUAUACUAAUGUUUAAUCAUUAUAAAUGCAUGACUUAACAUUUGGACUCCAAACUUGAAAAGGUUUAUGUGCCUUUUUGUACCUACAGUUAACCAAUAAUACAGUUACCUAAAUACUCGAUUUAUAAACAAGUAUAAUUACUUUUUAAAUUUAUGCUUAGGCUAGAUUUGUAUGUAGUUCAUAUGUGAUUUUAAGUAUAUUGUCUAUUUUGUUUAACUCAUUUCUUUGGUUUAUUCAAAUUUUAUAUUUACACGUUAACAUUUUUUGUUAAGCAAAGCAACAUGCACUUAUAUUCAAGAAUUUCUAAUUGUUACAUUUUCGUUUGUUUUUUCCCUUGUGUUUUCCUUUAGUUUUUAUUUGAAUUAUAUUAAAAUUAGAAGAAAAAUUUUUGAAGAACAUGCAUACUUAUAUUUAGAAUGAAACAUACUUGCUUAGUGUAUGAUAUUUAUAAGUAAAUUUUUAAUUAUAAUUUUGUUUUUUAGGUUUUAUGAAAAUGCUUUUUUAUUACUCAGGCGUGUAUGUAUAUAAAACUUGAACAAAUAUCGAAGAGAUUCUUUUCUUUAAAAUAUAUAUAAUUUGUCUUUUUUUGGCAAAUUGAAAAUUCGAUGCUUUUAAACACUUUUGUUUUUUUUUGUUCCUUAUUGUAUGACGCAAUUAAGAUUUUAUUACGAAAAUUAUUUUGAGUUCAGUUUUAAAUGCAUUCUUUAGUGAAUUCAAAAGGUAUUCAAAAUGCAUGUGCAAAUGUUAAAUCAAUAAAAUAAAUUUAUAAAAUAUAUAACAUGUAAUAUACGUAAGGAUAUGAAAUUUUUAAUAAGUAAUAAGUAAAUACAUAAUGAAAUUAAAACAUAAACAAAAACUUUAAUUUCAAUAAAAAAGUAAUUGAAUUUAAAUCUGUUUAAUAAACUGUAUGCUUAAUAUGGCAGUAAGUCGAAUCAUGCAAUUAUCACUACAAAAAAUAUUAUACAAAUUAUGCACAUAUAUGUAUAUACAUAAGUAAAAAAUAAAAGAAUUAUUACAUUGCGUAUAAAACAUUUUUAAGCUUAAAGUAAAAAUUCUUUUCAAAUUAUAUAUUAUUCAUUUCUUAUAAAAUAAAAUCACGAUCAAAAAUUUUUUAGUAUUUAGAUCCUUAAUAUGCUUGCACAUGCAUAAAUACGUAUGUAUGUACAUACAUAUUAUGUAUGUACCUUAUUAUAGCAUUUUUCCACUUCGCCAUAAAUUUGUUGAAUAGAGGCAUUACUUGAUCCUGUAUUCAUAUACAUAUGUAUGUACAUAAAUGCAUAUGAAUGUUUUUUUUACUUAUUAUAAUUAACUGCCUAAACAUAUAUUAUAUAAUUACAGCAAAAUCUAAAAAUAAAUAUCUCAAAUAAAUAAAAAUUAAACAACAACUUUUGAAUGUAUUAAAAUAAAAAAUAUUAGAAACAAAAGAUUGAUUUUAAAGAAACAUUAAAUCUAUAAUUUAAGAAAAAAAAAAAAUAAACAUAAAUCACAUUAUGUA